UCGACUUAAACCAUAAAAACUUACGCUGUUAAGCGUCUUUAGUCGACGAACCUCCACAUCUACCGUUCAAACCCUCCGUGUCCCGGACUCGAGGUCUUCCCGUCCGUCUGCCCGAGCAAUCUGACCAUGGUGGCCGGCGGUUUGGAUGACAGUCGCUGACUGGCGACCGGCGACUAGCGGCGGCGGACGCCGGCAGCGAGGAUGAUGGUUUGAAGCUUUUCAAAGCUUGGUGUAACAUAUCCAGACAUGUUGCUAUUUGCCAAAGAUGUAACUAGAUCAUUUCAAUAUGAAUUUCUAGCUGCAUUGAAUGGAUGCUAUGAUUCAUGCAUGGGGAUGCGAUGAUGUCAUGACCAUGUUUGGACUUGGGCUCGUGUUUGAUCAUUUUCGCUCUCAGGUCGUUGAGUAGGGGAAACAACAUUUGUUGUGCUGAUGAAAGCAAUAUUGUGUGGAGGGAACCCUCUAGCACCAGGUUGAUCAUUUGCAGGUUUGGGGUAACAGCUGUCUUUGCAUGAUCUUACCCUUGAAGUAGGGUUCUGGUUAUUGUAUCUGGAAUACGGUAGCGUCUAUUAAGUUUAGGAUUAAAGUUGAACUUAUCUGUCAACAACCUGCAAAGCAACAAGGAUAUGGAGCAGAAUAUAUUGGAUAAGUCAAAAACAUUGAAUCCACAUGCUGCAGAGUUUGUUCCUUCUGCCCUUAGGGCUUCUUCUGUAGGUAGCAAUUUACAUGAGCCGCUAAAAACUGAUGUUUCUGAGAAUCCAGGCAGGUCAUUGGUGAAUCAGAAAGAUGCUAUUAUUUCAACUAAUUCAGAUGAAGAGGUUAUUCAGUAUUGGCGAAGACAGCUUCCUGAUGAUAUUACUCCAGAUUUCAAGUUUAUUGCUGGAGAUGAGCAACCAGGGCCUAGUGAUAUAUUAGUCGCUGGUUUGUCUCUGCUUGAUGGGGACAUGCCUACAAUGAAUUGCCAGCAAUUGCUGAACAAGUCACAGGAAAUUGCUUCUCAAGGGGUUAUUAACCCAAGCUCAAACAACAAUUUGUUGUUCUACAUCCCUGAAUGUGGAGAAGAGCAAUCAUCAUCAGCUUUCAUGACUUUGCCAACCAACCCAUGGGGCAAGCAGUUGAUGAAUUAUGAUGAGCAUCUGAGCAAGGGAAUGGAAAAACAUGCUUCCAGUGAUGGUUGUAGUACUGUUUUCUUGAAUGAGUUGUCAAGUGAACAAAUGAGCCUUGAUGACUCUGUGGCUGUUCAUGUGGAACUGAUGGCUAAAGAAUUUCCAGGUUUUGCUGCUGAAAGCCUAGCAGAGGUUUACUAUGCUAAUGGAUGUGACUUGAGCUUGACUAUUGAGAUGCUUACACAACUUGAGCUUCAGGUAGAUUCUGGGUUUAGUGGAAACAUCAGUUCAAAAGCUUUGUCAGCGCCAAACCUUAGUUCCCUGGACUUUCCUGCACUUACUGUGGCCGAUGCUCAGAAUGGUCCACCCAAGUAUGCAGGAGAUGAUCUUGUUCAGGCAGUCAAUCCUUGUAUAUCAAACGAAAGAGAGAGUUUCAGAAAAUCAAUUCUUUUUGGCACAUCUAAAAGUGCGACGAAUUUUGCUUCAGCAGUGCGUAAAGUGUCACCUUCAGAAUCUGGUAACUUAAAGUAUGUAAAAAAUGGUUCAACUGAUGUAAGCAUAGGGACAAGUAGAGGUUCACAGCUCCGGGCAACCUCUUGCGCUGGAAGUCAAUAUCAGAAUGGUGAUAGGUUGCUGAAUUGUGGCACGACACGAGGUGCGCCUGUUUGGCUUGAGACAGGAGAUGCUGUGGCAAACAUGUAUUCAGAACUAAGAGAAGAAGCUCGAGAUCAUGCACGCCUUCGGAAUGCUUAUUUUGAUCAGGCAAGACAGGCUUAUAUUAUUGGAAAUAAGGCGUUGGCUAAGGAGUUGAGUAUGAAGGGCCAACUGCAUAAUGUGCACAUGAAGGCAGCUCAUGGAAAGGCGAGAGAAUCAAUUUUCCGCCAGAGGAACCCAAGUGCAUCUAACCCCCAGGGUUAUACCAAAGCCAAUGACCGGAUGAUCGAUCUGCAUGGACUGCACGUGAGUGAAGCCCUACAUGUAUUAAAGCGUGAGCUGAGUAUUCUUAGAACCGCUGCAAGAUCAGGGUCACAGCGCCUGCAAGUGUAUAUCUGUGUAGGAACUGGGCACCACACAAAGGGAUCUCGCACCCCUGCUAGGCUGCCAGCUGCAGUUGAAAAGUACCUGCUUGAAGAAGAGCAUCUGGAGUUUGGCGAGCCGCAGCCAGGACUUCUGCGGGUUGUGAUCUAUUAACACUUUAAGGUAUAGAAAAAAUGAAAAAAACAAAUCACAUUCUUGUAUUUCUGUAGAGAAAAGGAAAAAAUAUACAGAAUCGGCCACUUGGUAACGAAAGAAAAUGUAUUCCCGUAUAAAAAUGACGUUCAUAUCAUAUUUUUGGAAUUUUUUGGGGAUA
Messenger RNA from Nymphaea colorata (pocket water lily), 2454 nucleotides. RefSeq names its product polyadenylate-binding protein-interacting protein 7-like. The transcript has 9 exons. Bases 624 to 2294 code for a protein of 556 amino acids. The record is from RefSeq and is a predicted model, not a curated record. NCBI's taxonomy places the organism in Eukaryota, Viridiplantae, Streptophyta, Magnoliopsida, Nymphaeales, Nymphaeaceae.